GGUCCUAUUCCUGGCAUGCGGCUUGUAAGAUGAGUAAAGAAGCAGGUGGAGAGAGAUACAUAGAGAGAGGCUCUGUCAUUGGAAAUAGCUCACAUUGACAGGAACAAGCCAGAGAGUCAACCCAGCAUCUAUGCCAGGACCGCUCACCUGCAAGGUGCGUAGCAAAGAUGAUGACCAUGAAUAGCAAACAGCCUUUCUCUAUGCACCAUACCCUGCAAGAGCCCAAAUACAGCCUGCACUCCAGUUCAGAGGCGAUGCGCAGAGUUUGCCUCCCAAACCCACAGCUCCAGGGCAAUAUAUUUGGAGGCUUUGAUGAGAGUCUGCUGGCCCGCGCUGAAGCUCUGGCGGCUGUUGACAUUGUCUCCCACGGCAAGAGCCAUCCUUUUAAGCCAGACGUGACCUAUCAUACCAUGAGCAGUGUCUCCUGCGCCUCUAGCUCUUCUACAGUUCCCAUCUCUCACCCGUCCACCUUGACCUCACACCCGCACCACCACCUGCACCAAAGUCUGGAAGGAGACCUUCUGGACCACAUCUCUCCAAGUCUAACCGGAAUGGGGGCACCUGAUCCGUCUGUCAUGUCUGCUCAAGUUCACCAGCAUCAUCUUCAAACCAUGGGUCAUCUCCACCAAGCAAUGGGCAUGGGGCACCACCACUCCAUCUCCUCUCACAAUGGGAUGACCUGCAUUAACGAUGUGGAAUCAGACCCGCGCGAGUUGGAAGCGUUCGCGGAGAGAUUUAAACAAAGACGGAUCAAGCUUGGGGUGACACAGGCAGAUGUUGGCUCAGCCCUCGCCAACCUGAAGAUACCAGGGGUAGGCUCCCUUAGCCAGAGCACCAUAUGCAGGUUUGAGUCCUUGACCUUGUCCCACAACAACAUGAUCGCUCUUAAACCUGUCCUGCAAGCCUGGCUUGAAGAAGCAGAGGCGGCGUACCGGGAGAAGAACAACAAGCCAGACCUUUUCAAUGGCAGCGAAAGAAAACGCAAACGCACCUCAAUUGCAGCACCAGAAAAGCGCUCUUUGGAGGCAUAUUUUGCCAUCCAACCCCGUCCCUCUUCGGAAAAAAUCGCGGCCAUCGCAGAAAAACUGGACCUUAAAAAGAACGUAGUUAGAGUCUGGUUUUGCAAUCAAAGACAAAAGCAGAAAAGGAUGAAAUAUUCAGCAGUUCACUAACUGCAAUACUCAGUGUGACUUCAUAUUGUAUUAAGAAUAUAGCAGGGAUCUAUUCAUGUCUUCUAUAAGGACUUUCAAUAUAAGCCAUGGACAGAGUUUUUGCCUCGUUCACUCUUUCAAAUAUACCACAGUCUAAAGGUUUGACGUUAUUUGUAGAAAUGUACUUGUAAACAUAUGUAUUGUGCACUAAAAAGUAAUUGCUUGUCACUUUGGAGAAGUUUGUUGCUAAGAUUUACUUGAUGAAUGGUCUUGUUUCCAUGCUGCAAUAAUCUAAUAAUUUAUAAAGGGUUUGUUUAAACUGAACAAAAAUACCUGUGUCAAAAAUGUAAGCUUGGAUUUUUCAGAAUUAAUUCUGAAUAAGGGCAUAUGACAUUUUACAGGAAAAGAGUUGACAGAAAAAUGAACACUUUUAAAAUCUUUAAAUAUAU
Polyodon spathula (Mississippi paddlefish) is the source of this 1600-nucleotide messenger RNA. Its product is annotated as POU domain, class 4, transcription factor 3. The transcript is spliced from 2 exons. NCBI's taxonomy places the organism in Eukaryota, Metazoa, Chordata, Actinopteri, Acipenseriformes, Polyodontidae. Bases 168 to 1172 code for a protein of 334 amino acids. Gene Ontology annotation, biological process: regulation of transcription by RNA polymerase II. The record is from RefSeq and is a predicted model, not a curated record. Gene Ontology annotation, molecular function: DNA-binding transcription factor activity, RNA polymerase II-specific; RNA polymerase II cis-regulatory region sequence-specific DNA binding.